AUGGAUAAGCUGUGUUUACGAUCAUGUAUAAAAACUCGUUUAUUAUUAGGCUUAACAGCUACAGAAAUUCAUAAUGAAUUAACUGCUGUUUAUGGACCAGAUGUAGUUUCAUAUAAUACAGUUAGUCGGAGGAUUCAACGAUAUCCAAAUGAGCGAGAGUCCUUAGAAGAUAAUCCUCGGAGUGGUCGUUCGUUAUCCGCCAUCGCUCAACAAAAUAUUGAUGGUGUUAAAGAUCUAAUGAAUGAUGAUCCAAAUAUUAUUAUUGAUUAUAUAGCUACCAUCCUAGACACAGUUAUUACAUCACUGAUUGUAAUGGAUACUCGAAGAUAUCAGUAA
This is a messenger RNA of Adineta steineri, 336 nucleotides long. NCBI's taxonomy places the organism in Eukaryota, Metazoa, Rotifera, Eurotatoria, Adinetida, Adinetidae. The record is from the annotation of a GenBank genome assembly.